AUGGUCCGCGUCCGCGGGUGGCACUUUGGCGGCGCACGGCGCAUGGGCUACCGAAAGCUUCGGGGACGCAUUCAUCAGUUUCGUUGCGUCACUCUCCUCGCCUCCUGGUACAAGCUCAAGGCAGCCGCCGAGACGGGGCGCCAGAUCGUAUUUGCGGCUGAGGAAGACCACUUCCGAAUGCUUCAAAAGCUUGCGAAGAAAUUCAAGGCGCGCAACGAGGAGAAGGCCCGAGAGGAGGCCAAGGCAGAAGCGGAGGCCAAGGCGGGAUGGGAGGACGAGAGAGAAUCGGGGGACGAGACAGACGCGGAGAACCAGGCCCAGGCGGAUAACAAAACAGAACCAAACAACGAGGCUGGAUCGGAGGCCAACACAAAACCGAAGACAGCGGUGGGACCAGAGACCGAAACAAGACAAGAACCCAGGGCGGGAGCGCAGGCCGGGGUGGGAUUGGAGGAGAGACUAUCGAACAAGUCAGAAGCGGAGGACGAGACAGAAUCUGAGGCUAAAACAGAAUCAGACACCGAGGCAGGACCGGAGAGCAAAAGGAAAUUCAGAGUUGACGAAGCUAUCGAGAAGGACUGGCUGACGACGGUGGAGAACUCCAUGGUUAUGGAAAGUCUAAUGACGGUCACCUCCCAGUGGGAGCCGCGGGACAAGCGGGUCCUGGAGGUGCGACAAGGCAAAUGGGAUCCGGAUUCCAAGGACCCGCGGGUGAGACGGCUUGCCGAGCUGAGAAAGAAGAUACUACUUGCUGAGAAGGGCUGGUGGGAGCUAAGGGGCUAUGAUCCGCUCAAAUGUCGCAUGGAAGAGCUCGCCCUCAUCGCGCCUUGGGCGUUCGAGCCAGGCGGCGUGGGCGAAAGUCUCCAAGGAAUAUCUCGCUCGACAUAG
Molecule: messenger RNA, 888 nt
Organism: Lasiosphaeria miniovina
Lineage: Eukaryota; Fungi; Ascomycota; Sordariomycetes; Sordariales; Lasiosphaeriaceae
Exons: 2
Coding region: 1-888 (295 amino acids)
Source: RefSeq, a predicted model, not a curated record